Octopus sinensis (East Asian common octopus) is the source of this 719-nucleotide messenger RNA. RefSeq lists its product as uncharacterized. Lineage: Eukaryota; Metazoa; Mollusca; Cephalopoda; Octopoda; Octopodidae. Gene Ontology annotation, biological process: sleep; positive regulation of voltage-gated potassium channel activity; regulation of synaptic transmission, cholinergic. The transcript is spliced from 3 exons. Bases 1 to 507 code for a protein of 168 amino acids. The record is from RefSeq and is a predicted model, not a curated record.
AUGAAACUUGUGAUGCUUAAGAUAACCUAUAAGAAUGGGAGAUAUUUCAUUCCCAUUGCUAUAUUAAUCAUCUUGUUUGGUUGGUAUUUAUGUCUUUAUCAUUGUUUUAUUAUUUUUGUUCUUCUUCUUCUUCUAGGUCUCUGCAUCAAAUGUUACAACUGUAACUCAUCACCUUUCCAGAGUGGAAGAUUCUGUGUCGAACUACCAAAGAAAUCUUCAUUUGAAAUUGACUGUGAUUUAUUCCAAAAAAAUUACACACGAUGCCGUAAAGUGGUUCAAAAUGUUGAUGAUGAAGUACGAAUAAUUCGCCAAUGUGCAACAUCAGAUGGCAAAAUUGGUUGCGAAAGUCGAGUUGGAACCAAAAAUAUAAAGAUGAGAUACUGUCUCUGUGACAAAGACCGUUGUAACUCUGCACCAGUGCCAACAAGUUUUAUCUCAAGGUUCCUGUUAUAUGGAUUUGCCAGCAUGGUGGUAGUCAUCACUAGAACAAUGCAUAAUGUCUUUUGAGAAGGCUCUUCAAAGACAUCUUAAUAACACGCCAAAAUCUUACACAACUGCGGAUGGUAAUAUGAAGAAUGAUUGAAAAUAUGUUACGUCGAAAAUGGAAAGAAAAGAAGAAAAAAAAUUUUUUUUUUCAAUACGAAUAAAUGUAAAUGAGAACUGGAAUGAAAAGUGUAACCAAUUUUGCUUUUUUUUUUUAAUUAAAAAUUUUUUUGAUA